AUGAUUUAUUUUUUCAAGGGUUUUGGAGUAUUUGCCCGUCGUUUCAUUGCACGUCAUAGUUAUUUUGGUCCCUACGGUGGUAGUAAACACAACUCUCGUCUCAUUAAAGAAACAAGCGAUUAUAGUUGGGAAGUGCGAGAUAAGUCAGGUAAUAUAAUGUAUUACAUCGAUGGAAGUGAACUCAACAGGUCGAAUUGGCUUCGAUUUGUUAAUUGUCCAAAUACUGUGAGUCAAGAAAAUCUCAUAUCAUUCAUGUUUCAUGGUGAUAUUUUCUACUUGGCAAUUCGAAAUAUUACUGUUGGAGAAGAACUUAUGGUUUACUACGGACAUAAUUACGCUAAGAGGCUUGGUGUUGAUACGACGCUGUUCCGUUAA
Molecule: messenger RNA, 375 nt
Organism: Adineta steineri
Lineage: Eukaryota; Metazoa; Rotifera; Eurotatoria; Adinetida; Adinetidae
Source: the annotation of a GenBank genome assembly